AUGACCUCGGAUACUGCCUUUGUACAGGCCAAGCUGGGCAAGAGCGAAGAUCUCGAACAUAUUGAGGAGAUUGCCCUGGCACGGGUGACAGAAGAGGACCUGUGGAAGUUGUCCAAGGAUUCUCUAACUCUGCGGUCAUGGACCGGAGUCCGUCUGGGUCUCAUCAUGUUUAUUCAUGGUUGUAACCAAGCUGGCUUUGGAAUCGACUGGGGAGUCAUCAGCGGUAUUAAUGCUUUGGGUCAAUGGCAUGACUACUUCGGUUUCGAGAGCAGUGGUGGUACAUAUGGUUUGAUCAAUUCUCUGAUGCAGAUUGGUAUCGUCUGCGGAGCUCCCUUCAUGGGUUUGGCGGACGUGAUCGGUCGCCGCGGAAUAAAUUUCGCCGGCAACGCCAUUGUCAUCUUCGCAUCUCUCAUGCAAGGUCUUGCCACGAACCUGCCGAUGUUCAUGGCCGGUCGAUUUUUCAUGGGCUUUGGCACUUCGCUCAUGUCAAGCUCUCAGUACAUCGGCGAGAUUUCGCCUAUUCAUCUGCGUGGUCUUAUGGUCGGCUUUUUCGGGGCAUGCUUCCAAGUAGGGAGUCUUGGUAUAUUAGGUGCCAUGAUUGGACUUACCGAAUUGCCUGGUAACAACUCCUGGCGUGUUCCCCUCAUCCUCGAGGCUUUAUUCCCCACUAUUGUGUGCGUGGGAAUAUACCUUUUAACUCCCGAGUCGCCCCGUUAUUAUGUCUUGAAGGGCGAUCGCCAAAAGGCCAAGGAAGUCAUCGCCAAGUACCACACCACUAGCACCGACAUCAAUCAGCCCAUUGUCGACAUCGUAGUAAGGCAGAUUGAAGAGUCUCUUGAGAACGACCAGACGGGCUACAGGGCCGCCUGGGACUAUCGGGUCUUUUUCACCAAGACAGCCCGUUUCCGACUGCUGGUUCUGUUUUUGUAUUCGCUCUUCCAACAGUGGAAUGGAGGUGGUAUUAUCACGUACUAUCUGGCUCCUUCGUUAGAGCAACUCGGCAUCAACGGCGACAAGCAGAAACUCGGUAUCAACAUAGGCACCACCGCAGUCUAUUUCGUCUUUACGGCCGUUGGCGCGAUUAUAAUCGAUAAGUUCCGCAGACGAACCAUGAUCUUUGUCGGUCUUAUCAGCAUGAUUGUUUUCCAAACGGCUACGACUAUCACCUCAUGGCAGUACAGUAUCCAUGCCACUACAGCGACGGCGGCGCUGAGCAUUCUCUGGAUCUUCCUCUACCAGACCUUCUCAGCGACAUUUGUUGCAACCAUGCACAACUUGUAUCCGAUUGAAAUUCUCUCCCUACCACUUCGUGCCAAGGGAAUGGGUCUUUACGGUCUGAUCCAGGGAGGUGCCGGAGCCGCGCAGACUUACGGAAUUAGCGUCGGUAUUGCAAAGGUCGGGUAUAAGAUUUGGGUCGUGUAUAUCGUGUACAACUCGAUCCAGCUUGUCUUGUCGUGGUUCUUAUUCCCAGAGACUAGCGGUCUGUCUCUGGAGGAGAUCAACACAGUGUUUGAGACCCCGGGAGUCCACCCGGUGAAGAUGUCGUUGGAUAUUCAGAAGGCCAAGAAAGCGAGAGCAGCGGCGGGCCGGGAUGAAGAGGGCAGUGCGGACCGAUGA
Messenger RNA from Penicillium mononematosum, 1617 nucleotides. Its product is annotated as putative MFS sugar transporter protein. The transcript is spliced from 2 exons. Lineage: Eukaryota; Fungi; Ascomycota; Eurotiomycetes; Eurotiales; Aspergillaceae. Gene Ontology annotation, biological process: carbohydrate transport; transmembrane transport. The coding region runs from base 1 to 1617 and encodes 538 amino acids. The record is from RefSeq and is a predicted model, not a curated record. Gene Ontology annotation, cellular component: membrane. Gene Ontology annotation, molecular function: carbohydrate:proton symporter activity.